Malania oleifera is the source of this 2258-nucleotide messenger RNA. Its product is annotated as protein DETOXIFICATION 14-like. The coding region runs from base 128 to 1624 and encodes 498 amino acids. Gene Ontology annotation, molecular function: xenobiotic transmembrane transporter activity; antiporter activity. Gene Ontology annotation, cellular component: membrane. NCBI's taxonomy places the organism in Eukaryota, Viridiplantae, Streptophyta, Magnoliopsida, Santalales, Ximeniaceae. The record is from RefSeq and is a predicted model, not a curated record. The transcript is spliced from 8 exons. Gene Ontology annotation, biological process: xenobiotic detoxification by transmembrane export across the plasma membrane.
CACGCCACCAUCCGUCGGAGAUCAUAUGGAGAAAAGGGAGGAGGCAGAAGGGGCAGCCCUAUUGUAAUAUAAUUAAUUAAGCUAUACAUCUAAAUAUACAGAUUCUUAUUGAUAGAUUGGAGAUCAUAUGGAGAAAAGGGAGGCGGCAGAAGGGGCAGCGCUGCUGCCUGGAGGCGGAGGAGUGCUACUGCGGCUGCAAACAGGUGAUGAGGAGGAGGAUAAGCGCCUACGGGUGGCGGUGACCAAAGAGCUAAAGAAGCUGAUGAGCAUAGCAGCGCCGAUGGUGGUGGUGACGGUGUCACAGUACCUGCAGCUGGAGGUGGUGUCGCUCAUGAUGGUGGGCCACCGCAGCGAGCUCUCUCUCUCCAGCGUCGCCAUGGCCACCGCCCUCUGCACAGUUUCCGGCUUCAGCGUUCUUUUGGGAAUGGCUGGUGCAUUGGAAACCCUUUGUGGUCAAGCCUACGGAGCAAAAAAAUAUGAGAAGCUUGGAAUUUAUACAUACAGUUCCAUGGUCUCUCUCCUUCUUGUUUCUAUCCCAUUAUCACUGCUAUGGAUAUUCUUGGAUAAACUGCUAAUACUGGCAGCCCAAGACCCCUUAAUCUCCCAUGAAGCCGGAAAAUAUGCUACUUCACUUAUCCCAACAUUAUUUGCUUAUGCUAUUCUUCAAUCACUAGUUCGGUACUUCCAGACACAGUGCCUGCUCUUCCCAAUGCUCCUGAGUUCAUGUGCAACUCUUUGCUUCCACGUACUUCUCUGCUGGGCUCUGGUAUUUAAGUUUGAUCUAGGGAAUGUUGGAGCAGCUUUGGCCAACGGAGUAUCGUGUUGGUUGAAUGUGAUCGGCCUUGGGCUUUACAUGAAGUACUCUUCAGCAUGUGAGAAAAGCCGUGUGCCAUUCUCCAAGGAUGUUUUUUUAAGCAUUGGGGAGUUCUUCCGCCUUGCAAUCCCUUCUGCUGUAAUGGUUUGUCUCGAGUGGUGGUCAUUUGAGCUGCUCAUUUUGCUUUCUGGGCUUUUUCCAAAUCCAAAGCUGGAGACGUCUGUGCUUUCUAUAUGCCUUACUGUGACCUCAUUGCACUACUUCAUACCAUAUGGGUUCGGGGCCGCUGCCAGUACUCGAGUUUCCAAUGAAUUGGGGGCAGGGAAUCCAAAAGCUGCUAAUGUUGUGGUUUGGGCAGUCAUGAUUCUAGCAGUGACCGAGGCCAUUGUUGUGUGCACAAUUCUUUUCUGCAGCCGCCAUAUUUUGGGCUAUGCCUACAGCAAUGAGAAGGAAGUAGUGGAUUAUGUCUCAGACAUUACUCCUCUCAUUUGUCUCUCUGUUGUCUUGGACAGCUCCCAUGCAGUACUCUCUGGGGUUGUUAGAGGGUGUGGGUGGCAGGAUAUAGGGGCCUGUGUCAAUCUUGGGGCAUUCUAUUUGGUAGGACUUCCAUUGGCUGCUCUGUUGGGUUUCAUUCUAAAUUUGAGAGGGAAGGGCCUUUGGAUUGGGACAGAGAUUGGGUCUAUGGUACAACUAACUCUGCUUGCUCUUUUUACAAGCUUGGCAAAUUGGCAAAAACAGGCAACAAAGGCAAGCGAGAGGAUAUUUAAGGGUAAAUUAUCAGCUGAUAUUGAAUUGAGUUCAAUUGAAUGAACAAGAGGAAAAUGGGACCUCAUUGACGAAUAAAGGGGAUUCGUCGACAAGUUCAACGGGCAGAAUGAUACUAACGGGCGGAAAAUGGCUACUUUGCCAAAUAAAAUAUCUUUUUUUUUCCCCCAACAGCUAGUUAAUGGCUCCUAAGGCUCUUGGGCUAUAAAUACAAGCUAUUAGACUUGUACUAACAUGGUUUUGAAGGUCUUUGAUCAUUGUUAGUAAAAAAAAUCAUUUUAUACAAAACCUAGCACAUAACAUAUUAAUUCUUCAUUACAUGUGCUCAUUCUCUCUUGCUCACUUAUCAUGUUUGAUUCAAUUCUUGAGAGAAUAGUGUGAGGUUUGAGUUGUAAAUCAUAUUUGCUUAUUGUAAGGAGCAUUCUUUGUAAUCUUCCAUCUUCUUGUGAAAGGUUCUUUGUGAACUAAGUUGUAAGGUUCUUUGUGAACCGAAUCAGUAAAGACUCUUUGUGAGCGGUAGGGAUUUGUUCCCGAGUUUGUAAGGCUUGCUCUACUGCGGAAGGAGCGAUUACAGUGGAUUGUAGAAUCCUUGACUUGGUGCUAAGGCGUGGACAUAGGCUUGGUGUCGAACCACGUAAAAAUACCGGUGUUGUUCUUUCUCUCCUUUACACUCUUUAUU